Paramuricea clavata is the source of this 1340-nucleotide messenger RNA. The record is from the annotation of a GenBank genome assembly. Lineage: Eukaryota; Metazoa; Cnidaria; Anthozoa; Malacalcyonacea; Plexauridae.
AUGGCGGAAAAGAUAGAGCUUGUUGUGUUUGAUCUUGCUGGAACAACUGUUGAUGAUACAAUUCAUGGUUUACCUUUAGUCACAGUGGCUAUGACAGAAGCUUUUGCAUCCCGUGGGAUUAAAAUAAGCCCAGAGCAGGUGAAUAAAUACAGAGGAAUGGAUAAAAAACAGGCUCUGAGUUGUCUUUUGAAAGAAUGCCACGAAAUACAGAUGAAUAAUUGUGACAGCGAUAAAUUAAAAAACGUAAAUGAUAAUGCUUUGUUAGAUACUAUGUUCAAAGAUUUUAAGUUAGCUUUGAACUCUCAUUUGAUUAAUAUUAACAAGGAAAUCCCAAGCACAACUGAGAUAUUUUAUUGGUUAAAAACAAGAGGGAUUAAGAUUGCAGUUGGUAGUGGAUUUCCGCAUGAUGUUGUGCUUGCUUUGGUUGAAAAGCUAGGAUGGAAGAAUCUAGUUCAAUAUGUAUCAAGUGCAGAACAAGAAGGACACAGUAGACCUCACCCGUCUUUAGUACAUUCAGCAAUGAAACACUGUUCAGUUACUGACAAGAGAAAUGUUUUGAAGGUUGGAGAUACAGUAAUGGAUGUAGAAGAAGGCAAAAAUGCAGGAUGUCAGACAGUUGCUGUUCUAACAGGAACACAAACAGAAUCUACACUGAAACAAAGUAAUCCUGACUAUAUUAUAAACAGUGUUGCAGAUUUGCCCAAACUCCUUGAACAAUUGCCAUGUUAAUUGAUCCGUUUUGAUCGAGGCUCCCUAACAGUAGCAUGCGGGAUGUUCAUGGCACCAAUACGUAAAACAAAAAUUUACCGGGCUUUUUUUUUAAUGCAUUUCUGAAAGGUUUAUAAUGAAAAAGGGUUGAAUCAAUUGCGAGUCCAUACAGCAAUUUUACAUAUGAUACAAAUACCACUAGACCAAAAAAAACUAGCCAUAAAGCAAUGUUUUUUAAUUUUUUUAAAACCUGCACUGUCAACUGUAAAACAAAAUUUAUCACAAACUUUAAUAAACAAUUAAAAAGGAAUUUAGAAAUACUUUUGUAUUUCUACUAGAUUAAAGUGAUUAAACAGAAUAAAUAUUACAGUUUCAUAAUUCAUAGCAAACGCUUUGUUCAUUUUUAGCAGAAGUGCAAAACCAAAUGAAAAACACAUCCACUUGUUAGGCUGUUACAGCACAUAGAUUGAGUAAACGGCAUGAUUCAAUUAACUUCAACGUUAGAUUUUUGUGCUUUCAUCGAUUUGAUCCUUCACAAUAUUCUUUGGCUGUCCAUAGCACUCAAAUAAAUUGAAAAGUUGACAAAAUAAAACAUUAAAAACAACAUUGCCACUCUACAAUAUAUGACAUGC